Messenger RNA from Saccoglossus kowalevskii, 2900 nucleotides. RefSeq lists its product as uncharacterized. Gene Ontology annotation, biological process: proteasome assembly; protein phosphorylation. Lineage: Eukaryota; Metazoa; Hemichordata; Enteropneusta; Harrimaniidae. Gene Ontology annotation, molecular function: protein kinase activity; molecular adaptor activity; protein binding. The record is from RefSeq and is a predicted model, not a curated record.
AUGACUACGGCUACUGUAUCAUGGGACGUAUAUGAUCGUGAUGAUAUCACUUUUCAAAUUAGUGGGAUGAUUGUACAAUAUAGAGUUGUCCAGCUAAAUAAUACUUGGAUGAACUCCUCUUUAACCACUGCUGGUGCCCGCACCAUGCGAUUAACUGGUUUACUGCCAGGUACUGAGUAUAUGUUCAAAGUUAUAGUUGUUCUUUAUGAUGGCACAUCAUCUGAAAGUGAAUCGGAACAUUUUAUAACUGUAUCUGUGACAACGAUAUCUGAAGUAUCUCUGAUUGACAUUCGCCCAUUCAGCGCGGAAAUUGGCUGGUCCAUUGAUAACACAGAUUCACCAACAGGAGUUUAUAUUCGUUAUAAAUUGACCACGUCAUCAUCAGAAUUUUUACGAUCACCACUAUUAGCAUCAAGUAUCAGUUCGUAUACACUGUCCGGUUUGUCACCCAAUAACGAUUACACAUUCAAAAUGGAGAUUGUCACAGAUGCAGGCACAGUGGUAAAUUCAACACAACAAAUGUCAUUCACUACACCUGCCCUCUUACUCCCCCACGACAUUGAAGUAAUUAACAUAACUGAUACAAGUGCUGACAUCGUAUGGAUAUUGGAUGAAGAUUCCAAUGUUUAUCACGUGAUAGUACAAUACCAUGAAGACACUAGCCGCAUUGCCAGAGAUGCCAAUAGAGUUUUAUGGACCAAUUCUACUGAUCUACCUCCUACAGAAUCGUCUAUUCAUCUUUCUGAUUUGACUCCACACAUGAUAUAUACAUUUAGAAUUCUAGUUAUGGAUAAAGACCUGGAACAUGAAGAUGUUACAGAUGAGGAAAAAUUUGAGACAAAAACCCCACCAACAAUUCCACUUCCCAGAGAUGUCACAAUCACACACAUUGGGCCUGGGGGUGCUACAGUCAAAUGGACGAUGGGCGAUAACACCGGAGUUGACAUGUUAGUGCUACAGUACCGACCGAGCAAUGGACCAUUGGAUUCUUGGAUAAACGUAACGUCACUGCCUCCUUCUAGUGGCUCGCAUGAUUUGACUGGAUUAUCCCCAGGAAGUGAGUAUGAUAUCAGAAUGGAGGUGGUCUUCAGAGAUGGAAGGACUCGAUACACACAGCCACAGUCGUUUGAGACCAAAGGUCUCCCAAUACCAUAUGAUGUUGAAGUGACUGAUAUCACAAACACAACUGCAACACUCACAUGGCAGAUGGAUGUUGAGCCGUAUGUGGCUGGUAUUAUUAUACAGUAUACUGUUGAUGGGGACUACUGGUUUGAUUCUUCUUUCAUUCCUUCUGGAAAUAAUACUACCGAGCUGUCGUCACUGUUUCCUGGAACGCCAUACACAUUUCGAUUCCUUGUCAUAGCAACUGACCAGGGCACGUCUGUGUCACAGUUCUAUAACUUCAUAACAUUAGGAGAACCAUCUGCAUACAACAUCAGAGUUAGUGACGUCACUAGUGUCUCUGUCACAAUCAGCUGGGAUGUGCCGGAGAACAUGACAGUCGAUGGCACCAUCGUACAAUAUAGAAUGAGCAAUACUUCUUGGUCAAAUUCCUCGUAUAUUGCUAUGCCGAAUACAAGUGUUAUUCUCGUUAAUCUAUCUCCAAUGUCGAAGUAUAUAUUCCGCCUUGUGUUUACACAUCCAAAUACAGAAGUGACCACUACCCCAGCAUACUUUUUUCAAACACUCGCAUUAGCCCCACCUUUACCAAUCUACAUUAGAGUGAUUGACAUACAAUCUACUACAGCUACUGUGAUAUGGAAAUUUGAAUUCACUGACGGAAUUAGUGGAUAUGUCAUCCAAUAUAAAACUACGUCAGAAACAUUCCAGAAUUCAAAAUUCAUACCCAUUACCAGGAAUUCACUUAUGCUGCUGGACUUGAAGCCUGAUUCUCAAUAUGUCCUUCGGAUGAAAGUGAUUGGAAUAGAAGGAGCUAAUGUAUUUACACCAUUGGUUAUAUUCAAAACAGGAGAUGUUCUGUUCGCACCUGCAUCUAUCGGGGAACAAGAUUGGUGGAUGUGGCUCCUCAUUGCAAUUAUCAUAUUAAUAUUCCUAAUUUGCAUCAUUUGCACAGUAUGUGUGCUUUGCUGUAGGCGAAAGAAGCAAGACUAUGAAACACGUGACAAGGAAUUACUAACAUCACAUGACGCUAAAAUGGCAGAUAUCACUUAUGCCGUGGCCCCAGGACCUGUGCUGGAUUAUGAUGAGGCUGACUAUGAUUUAGACCGGUACGCACUCCUCCAAGAUAUUCAAAAAACUAGACCUAAAUUCUGGGAAAUUCCAAGAGGCAAUAUAAGACUUAUUAGGAUUCUGGCGGAAGGUAAAUUUGGGGAAGAGUUGUGGGAAGGACAAUUGGAAUCAUAUGGUGAGGUAGCAGAUGUUGGUGUAAAGAGACUCAAAGAUGAUAACAAUGUCAGCAAUAAACAAAUUCUUAACCAAGAAUUGGAUGUACUAAGCAGAGUCAGCAAACACAUGAACAUAGUGAACCUUGUUGGUGCAUGCACGAUAAAUGGCCCACUUUUGAUAGUAAACGAUGAUCCAGAGAAUGUUCGACUACAUCAUUGGUUGAGAACAUUUGAUCGUUUACAUGAUCCUGUGCGCCAAAACACUCCAGGAUUUAAUGUCAGCCUACAAGUAUUGCCACAGUUGCUAGACUUUGCUAUUGAUAUAUCCAAGGGUUUAGGAUUCUUGGCAUCUCUAAAGUGUGUAAACCACCAUCUUAGUACACGACACAUCAUAAUAAGCGAUAACCUUGUUGCCAGGGUAACGGAUUAUGCAAUACCACUUCCACAAGAGGGUAGAUACGCGUCACUGCCACGAGAAUCACAGACACCUGACGAUAUGAGGUGGAUGUCAUAUGAAUCGCUAUUCUAUAAUUUGUAUUCUGGCAAAAGUAAUGU